Molecule: messenger RNA, 1695 nt
Organism: Closterium sp. Naga37s-1
Lineage: Eukaryota; Viridiplantae; Streptophyta; Zygnematophyceae; Desmidiales; Closteriaceae
Source: the annotation of a GenBank genome assembly
AUGACACCUGCCGCAGACGCGGUAGGCGCAGCGUCAUCGUCGGCGGGGAUCAGCGCGCAGUCGCUUGCACUCGUGCCUGCGCGUGCGCGCGGCGGAAGCGGGGGGAACUGGGGGGAGCUGAUGGCGGGGAGGAGGGCGGAGGAAGCGGCGGCAGUGGCAGCGGCGGUGGGGGAAGAGAGCGCGGAAGUGGUGAUGGGCAUUCUGUGGAAGUGGGUGAACCUGGGACGAGGCUGGGGCAUGCGGCUGUUCGUUCUGGAAGGGGGCCUGCUGUCUUACUUCAAACUAGAGGGCCCUGAUCGGGUAACCGUGUUACAGGAGCUUGAGCGUCGCCCUCGAGCCCGACUGAUCGGUGAUGAGAUUCGCCAUUUCGUGAAGAAGGAGCGCGAAGAUGGGGUCGUGCCUAACGAAGGCGAGCUUUGCGAUCGCAUGCCACAUGGCAGCGUCCGAUUGGAGGUUUCGACGCUCCGAGCCAGCACGACUGACGGUAGAAAGUUCUACGUUUUCGGGACGAAGACGCUCGGAUUAAGGACGGAAUCUAAAGCCGGGAGGUUACUAUGGAUGGACGCGCUUCAAGCCGCGAAAAUGAAGCACCUUCAGUUGAUUCGCGCCUCGGCACAAGCUCCUUCGAUUAAUGAUUCCAGGCUGGUAGCCGCGUCGUCGCUGGCCAUGGAGCCGCUAAGAGCGUACUUAGCGAGUAUAAGUGUGGGUGUGGAGGAGAUCGCUAAGUGCGAGGAGAUAGUGAGGCGACAAGUGGUGUUCAGGCUGGAGAAUAAACUGCGGGAGGAGCAGAAGCGGCGGUUGCAGCUUUUGCGGUUACUGAGGCAGCUUGAAGCGGAUAAGGUUGAGUUGGAAACGGCCAUGCUGGAGGAGACGAGGAAUCAGGGCUACGCAGGCACCAGCGUUGUCAUGACUGGCGAUGGCGAUGAUGCCAGCACGACCUUUGAUGAGGACGAGGAGGAGGAGGACGACGAAGAGGAUGACGAAGAGGAGGCGGAAGGGGAGGAGGAGGACGGUGGGGGUGAUCAAGAGGUUGACAGCAGUGCGGUUACUAUUUCAGGUCACGGGCUGUUGAAGCGCACUGGGAGCGACCUCAGGUCGAGGCAGAUUGGUAACAGCGGCCGCAGGUCCGGGAGGGCUCGGAGCAAGGCUCGGCGCGCUGCCAAGGCUGACGUGUUGGCUCGGGACAAUGACGAGGAUGAGGGAGGGUCGGGCAGCAGCGGCGGGCAGGAUGACGAGUUUUUCGAAGCCAUGGAUGAUUUCGUCAGCUCCGGGAGUGUGCUGACGGUGCUUGACAUACAAGAGGUGGGAUUCACGUACCCCAAGAUACCUCGAAGGGAUCGCCUGCCCCCACCAGCAGAAGAGGAAAAGCCGGUCAGCAUCUGGUCGAUUCUCAAGGACCUGGUGGGCAAGGACCUCUUCAAGGUGUCGCUUCCCGUGAGCUUCAACGAGCCCAUCAGCACCAACCAGAAGUAUUGCGAGACGUACGAGUACAGCUGGCUGCUCGACCGGGCAGCUGAGUAUGCCCGCCGGGGCAACAAGCUAAUGAGAGCAGUGCACGUGGCAGCGUUUGCAGUGUCGCGGUACUCGGGGAACGCUGGUCGCAUGCACAAGCCCUUCAACCCGCUGCUGGGAGAGACGUUUGAGGCGGACUGCCCUGACAAGGGCUUCCGAUACGUCUCCGAGGCGGUGAGUUGA